GGUAAAUUAGCCUCCAUACAGGUUGUUUCCGUCCUUCACCUUCAAUUUGAUUGAAAAUGGCGUGGAGGCAAAUAAUCAACAACGCCCAGGCGAUUCCGGCUUCAACUCCUUAUGGGUUUUCUAGAUUCUUCUCCAAGUCGACUCCUUUUGUGGGAAAUAAUUUCUUAGCAUUGAGCAAUCCUUUGGUCUUAGUCUACUAUUCUGCCUGGGUUACUUGCUGCAUUACUCUUGUGGUUGAAUAAUUUCACUAGUAUUUUAGCUCAUAUGCUUGUGGUCAGUCCAAGAUAAUGCUCAUGCAAAAAGGGCUUGGAAAUUGUACGAGGUAGAGUAGAAUAAAAGUCUGGUUGUUUGAACUUUGAAUUGAAUGGAGAAAGUAAAAGAAAACCAUUUAAUCUUUAUAUUGGAUUUUCACUUUGGUUAGUUGAUAGUUGGGCUAGUCAUGUGGUGUGUGCGCUAAAUUGUAUAUCUUUGGGUAAAAUGGUGUCUUUGGCACUGAGACUUCAGUACCACAUUCAAAAUUUUCUGCUUGGCAUUUCAAACUAUCUAGUUCUUGUAUUGAAAGUGUUUUGAAUACCUUAAUUCCAACUUCUAUGGUUGCAUUCCAAUUAGAGAGUAGCCUUCUUGUGGGAAAGAGGUGAAGCAUCUUAUCUUCUUAUCCAUAAACUGCAAGUUUUUUCUAAUAGACUACAUUAGUUACUUCUGAGAUUUGACAUUCUGACUUUUGUUUUACAGAGGAAGCUGAUACUGAAAUAUGCCCACAAGUAUAGGUUGGGACUGUGGAGGCCUCGAGCUGAGCCUGCGAAGGCAUAAUGAAGGACUGCUGCAAUAUGUUUGUCUACAAGACAAUCUUUCCGAAGGACAUUUCUUCUCCUUGAGAUGAGAAAUUGUUUGAGUUUUGGCCUCAAUGUCUGUAACUCUAUUUAACGGACAGACUCUAGUGGUUUAGGUCAACAGAUACCGUAAGCAUAUCUAACAGCCUCAAGAGUGUAUUUUCUUUUUGCAUCAAUUUCAAAUGGAGAGCUGCAGUUGGUAUCGGAUGAUUACUUAAUUGAAAAUGGAGGUUCAAUAACGGGCUUUUGUUAAA
Molecule: messenger RNA, 1084 nt
Organism: Rubroshorea leprosula
Lineage: Eukaryota; Viridiplantae; Streptophyta; Magnoliopsida; Malvales; Dipterocarpaceae
Source: the annotation of a GenBank genome assembly